CUGAUCAGUGAGAGGACAGUUUGUUUACCCCUUGUAUUUAGCGCUGUGAGGACGACAAGAGGUAAGGGAAAGGAGCUACAGACGAGGCUCAGUAGCUUAGAGAGGGCAAAACGGGAGGAGGCGACACUCAGAGGGAAGAAGAAGCCGCACAGUUCGACCGCCAGCCAUCAUGAGGCUGAAGGCGUUGCUUCUAGCGUCCAUUGUUGUGCUAGCCGCAGCACAGUCAGAGGACGAGGUGAGUCGGCCGAACCCAGCUCAGGUGGAGGAUAGCGUGGACAACGCUAUCGUGCAGAAGCAUCACCUGGCGGAACACACGAAGUUGCACAAUCCAUGUGCAUUGCGGCACUGCACGUCACGGCAGGUGUGCAAGGUGGUCAUAAACCCGGCGCUGCAGUUUCCCGUGGCGCACUGCGAGGAUGCCUUUUCCCUAGCCGGCACGGACUCAGCAACAACUAGUCCGCCAUCGUCCACAAUCUCGUGUGAGGAUGCUGAGCUCAGCACUGACCCAAUGAGCUGUCGGGAUCAGUCCGACUGGGAGUUGCAAGCACGUACUCACUGCGGACCGGCGGCUAUGAAGUCCUUCAAGGUGCAAACGGAAUGCUUAUCAUUUGACCCAACACCAGUCUACCAGUUUGCUAACUUCCAGUGCUGCUCCAAGAAAGUCGCUCCUCCAUCACUUCCCAGUAAGCCAGCUGCUAAGAAGCCGCUCUCUCCACCAAAGAAAGAAGAAACAAAAUCAACCAACAAGCCAACACCCCAGGAAACAGAACUCAACACUUCACCACCUGUGACGACGACGCCGGCGGCACAAGCCACACCUCAGCCUGCCACAGUUCCCGAGGAAGAUGAACCGAAGACACGACCACCGGCACCAGCCAAUCAAGAACAGAAGCCUGUACUGCCUCAGGUCCCAUCACCUGUGCAGGAAAAGCCUGCCAAGAGUGUACCUCCCAAAGCUACGACAUCUGGAGAGGACCAACCAAAAGCCAAGCCACCUCCCCCACAGCAUCCAAAGGAUACCAUGGCUGCCAAGAAACCAGUGAAGGUUGAAAAAAUUCCAGCAGCGCCAAUGGAGGAUGUGGAAGCACAUCCUGCAGAUCAUGCUCAUCAUGACAAGGGCGAUGAGGUGUCUGACCACUGGUUUGCAGUAAUGGCCAUCGGCGGCACAGUAGUACUGGCCGUUGUCAUAGUGAUUGUCAUUGUUGUUCGAAUGAACCGCAAGCAGCAGGUACUGCACAAGCCACGACACCUGUUGAUCGAUGCCAGCGGCACCGCUCUGGGUUACGCACGCAAACACGGCAGCGCCAGCGACGAGGAUGCGUCGUGGCCGGGAGCCGACGGGCUCGUGUUCGACGACACCGAGGUGCAGAACUUUGUCAAUCCGGUGGCGAUGUACAGCAACGCAGGUGCGCACGUCGACGACGGGGAUGACCAAGCGGCAAUCAUUGAGCCGUCCGAAGUUGCACACUGGGAAAUGGAGUAUGCCGCGCUGCUGACAGGCACGGAGCAAGUAAAUCCGGACAAGAAGAAGUAACGUUCGCACUACCAGACUUCCAUGCCCCUCAGCUGCCUUCCAUUGUGAAUAGCAUAGAGAACAACAAGGGCAAUCAAGGCUUGUCUGCGGCUACUCAAAGUUUCAUGCUUUCAUGAAUAGCAUACAUAAAUUGCAUUGCGCCUGCACAUGCACAGUGUCUGCAAUGAAAUUCCUGACCAAACGUAAACUUUCAUAAUGUGAACUGGAUACCAUGCAAUUUCAAAUCACCUGCGCUAAUCAAAUAUUAGAUGGAUUAUAACAUUCUGGUUCUAAUACGACAGUGACUUUAUCAACGGCUAAUGGUUUUGUUCUGAACUUCUCCAAUACGGGGAAAGGCUGCUGAGUAGUAUGGAGAAUGUUGUGGAGAACAUUUCCGCCAUUCAGGUCUUCAACCUCUUUUUUGCUAUACAUGUAUAGAGGAGUGCUUUGCGUACUCUCUUCUAGUGGUGGGGACCUCUCGUCUUUGUUUGUAUGUGUA
Messenger RNA from Sycon ciliatum, 2012 nucleotides. RefSeq names its product fibrous sheath CABYR-binding protein-like. The transcript has 9 exons. Bases 170 to 1534 code for a protein of 454 amino acids. The record is from RefSeq and is a predicted model, not a curated record. NCBI's taxonomy places the organism in Eukaryota, Metazoa, Porifera, Calcarea, Leucosolenida, Sycettidae.